Xyrichtys novacula (pearly razorfish) is the source of this 25613-nucleotide messenger RNA. The record is from the annotation of a GenBank genome assembly. Lineage: Eukaryota; Metazoa; Chordata; Actinopteri; Labriformes; Labridae.
ACACAUCUUCUGUUCUGCGGUAAAGAUGGCGGCGUCAGAGGGGGCGCGUAGCGGCCGGACAACGGUGAAACGGCUGUGAAAAGCUCCAUAUCUGACCGUAAAUCCCUCGCUGGGUGCCACUUGUGUCAACUCGGAUAGUAUCUGGACCACCGGGAUCAAGAGAAUCGCUGUCACACGCUGGGGUUGCGGUUUUAUUGUUAAGGCAGGGUGGGUGGGUUUCACUGAUAGCUGCUAACGUUAGCGAUCGGACUCGCUAAACGAGCUAAUACGGGCUAGUUAACGUUAGCUCCUUGAGGAAGAGUGAGGAGGGGAUUGAGGAAGACUAUUCGGGCCAGGCCGCUCCAGCUUGAGGUAAUGUGAGCCAGAGGUGCGCAGAGAGAGGGGUUUGCUCGCAUCGUCCCAGACGUCCUCGCAUCAAACUACCGGGAUGGGACAGCAGGUAGGCCGCGUCGGUGAGGGCACAUCGACCGGACUCCAGCCGCCACAGCCCCACGCGCCCCAACCGCACCAAGGGAAGGGGAACCGGGGGAGCGGCGCCGGGAGGAGACCCCGAGAACCCGGCAGCAGCACCGGGACACCGCCGGGAAGAGCUGCUGCAGUCAACGUGCCCGACCCAGGGAUCAAUAUAUUCGUGCAGCAUUCAGGUAAGAAACAUAGACACAUUAAUAAUAAGACGAGGUGUGUGUGUUUGAGGGUGAAGUGGUCCGCUUUACUUUGAUAUUUGUUUGGUGCUCUUUAGCCGCUAGCUGAGUCUAUGCUAGUUUGACAACGACGCGUUAGCGGAAAUAGCUGUUCCACAAAACCACAGCUUUCCAUGAGUGAUAAAUGAAGAUAAUUUGUCUGUUUGAGUGGAAUCUGAUAGGAUGUUGUCGAGUCAAGAGAUGGAUAUCAGAGUUGCUCAAAUUUGGCACUGUUAUCGCCGUAUAUUGGAGUCAGUGUGCGUGCUGCAUGUGACCCAGUGAUCCCGAAGGAGAGACAGUGUUUUUGUGAGUCUGCCUGGAGGAUCAUGACAAGAAGAACUUAGAAAGUAAGCUUUUCCUCUAAGGCGUCCAUGUGUAUUACUUGCUUUGAUAAACAGUGAUUCGUGCCUCAGGAGGUUGAGCAGCAAUUCCACCCCAUUAACUCACUAUAGCAGCCACCACAGGCUCACAUUACAAUAGCUUGUGCUUUUCACAUGCUCACUUACAUCCUCUGUCUGAUUGUGUCUACUGUUACAACACACUCAGCAAGCUGACUGCAGACUUUGGUCCUGGGGGGAAGUCUGUGUGAAUUAUUUAAGUCACCUUCUUUCAUGACAUGGAUAAAGUCAUGUCAAAAUCAAAGACUAAAGCUCCUCUUGUAUGAUCAUGUGUUAUACCCAUGCGUGAUAAGUGACUUCUUCCGCCAUGUACAUAACAGAUCACAUUAAACAGAGGUGUGGCAGUCUCUCCCAUGUUACUGCCUCGGCGUAAUAGCCAAGCAUUGAUAAUGCUAUCUGCUCCGUGAGUCAUGAAAAAUGACCCAGCAGUAACCUCUCCAUGCCCUAAAUGGCCUGCCUCCAUCCUCCCUUUAAGUAUGGUUUAUGAGUGGCUGACAUGGGCUUCCUACUAAUGGCGAUGACAGGACGCCUACCGGGUGAUGUGUAUAAUGUCAUCACCAUAAUGCGCUCAAUUGUAGAAGGGCUUUAUUAGUUAGAACUAGGGUUUGAUUUGCAUGUAGGCAUGUGCCGAUAUGAAAAAUUUGAUAUCACGAUAUUGGUGGCCCAAAAUAUCACGAUUCACGAUAUUAUCACAAUAUUAGCGGAUUGCUUUUAACGUUAUUAAAAAUGGCAAAAAAAACUGCGAAUUCCCCUCUCUGUGCACAGCAUGACAACAAAACGUCCAUACUGCCAAUGAAACCUUUUUAAUAGGAGUAUACAGUCGAAGCGUUUCGUCAUUCUCAGUCUCUGACUGUUCUUGGUCCGGCUGCAUCGUUACGUUGUUUGGAAGUGAGAACGUAUGCGUCAACUUUUUUUUUCUUCUUCAAACUGUUUCCAGUUCACAGAGUGGACAUGCUCCAACAGUGCUUUGGGUGGCCGCAAUGCAUUGUGGGUUGCCACACAUUUUGUUGUAAAAUUUCUUAAUUUCUCUUUUAAUGUUCCUGUUUUUGUGAGGCUGGCAUUAAUGUACGUGAUUCGAGAGUUUGUUUUGGAUUUGGGACUACUUUUGUGGUGGUUUGUUUGUCCUUUUUGCUACCGAGGCUUUGACACCGUGGGUAAGACUACAAGCGUGUUAGGUUGGUAAGUACUUGCCCUCGCUUGCCUCUGCUGAGUGACGCUGCCACUCGUCUUUAAACUAUAACUGUGGAAUGAUUAUUACAGUACCCUACGAUUUUAUCAUCGCGGCCAUUUAAUAUCUCAUAUCGCGAUUAAAUCGUAUAUCGGCACAUCCCUAUUUGCAUGGCAAUCUCAAAGUCACAACUUAUUUUCCCAGACAUCUCUGUUUGUCUGUGAUCUUGUGCUUCACUUAAUUAUAAAAUUUGUGCACAAACUUUCUUGUAUUUAGUGUCUUUCUGCCUGCAAAUGAUCCUUCUGUCCUCCAGUGGAAGGUCACUGCACAUGUGCUGCACUGAUGUAGAACUACUGGCAUAACUUAGCUUGUUUCCACUGAUGUCCCAGCACUAAUUUUGCUGUGCAAAGACACACAGAAAGUGCAAGCUUGGGUAAUGGAACACAUUUUCAAUUCCUGGCUGCUUCAUCUGAAAAGUAGCCCUCUUCUGCUUGAAGUACAUGUACAGUCAGACAGACCUGCUAAGUGCCCAACCACUCAGCGACUGCAUCAUCCCGUUUUCUCCAGCAUUCAGGCAGGAGUGGCUUUUUUUUUAUAGCAGCCAGGAUGCAGUCACACAGAGCCGCUCCUGAGAGACUGCUACUGCUCUUCAAAGCACACAAUAAUAGAACAAAGAUCCUUAAGUGAGCAAGCUUGGUAGUGUGCACUCAGUCUUAUACUGACUAUCAAAGAGACCCUUUUUUAAGUCAUACAUAAUUGUGAUAAUAAUGCAGCGUCACCCGAUUCUUACCUGUCAUUGUUGUAGAAACUUGAACAGUUUCUGUUUGAGUCACUUAUCACCUUAUAUUUUAUUUAGCUGGUUAUUUCCCUGAUAACCAAUUUAGUGUUUAGUUUGUCAAAUGCUCGUAAAUAAAACCCACUAACUACGUUAAACUACUAACCUCUUGAUCAAAUAGUUACUGCUGGAUGAAACGACAAAAAGCAUCAACUUAAUUUCUGUGAAAUGAUUCGAUAAUUUUAGUUUUAGUUGAACUGAUUCAGCAGUUUUAUUAUAGUUCUGCUGGUUUCACAAUGACAUCAUGUGACAAGGUCUCGUCCAGAGGAAGUCCAGAUAAGAGGAACUUCAUUGAUUCCCAGCAGGGAACUUUAAAGUGGCACAUCAGCAAAAGGAAGUACAAGCUUUCCAUUUAAAGAGAUCAGAGCUCAGCUUGUUAAAGUGGUUUUAAUAAUCCAGUCUCAUAACUGCUUUAUAACUGACUGGCGUGGUCCUGAGGCUAAAUGAUGCCCUCUUGGUAUGUAAUUGAAAAGUGCCAGUCUAUGAGGAAUGUGUUUUUGUCUGUUGAACUCGUGCCUGUGGGUCUCUGCCUGUCUUUUCAGUAAGUAUCAGUGAGCAUCAUCUUUGCACAUGCCCUCACUAAAGUUUCUUUCACUUAGUCAUUUCAGGAGGUCAAAUUAGAGGCUGGAGGACAUCAGUGUAACUGGUAAUAAGUGUCUCUUACCUGAUGUCAUUUCCCUUUAAUUUUUCCUCAUUUAUCAUUCCCUACUACAGCUUUUGGAUGUUUUAUUAUUCAUUUCCCAGUUUAAGUAAGACAGAUCUUAUCCCUUGUGCAGGUCUGCAGUAGUUUUUUUUCACUUCCUCUUUGUUGUUGCCUCUGCCAGGUCAGCUUCAUAAAGUCUAAGUUAAACAGGGACAGACGGAGAGCACCGAGCCUUUAUGCUGAUCCACCAGUUCUCCACGAUCAUGAGUAUUGAAAGAGGUGGAGAAUUGGUGAAUCAGUGGCAGACAUAUAUUGAUGGCUCCACCCCUUAAACCUCGUUAGGAGUUCAGAGAUCUCCAGCAAUGGGCUCAUUUACUUCGCACACCGCAGCAAAAAAAGAGGGAAGACAAUUUGCUGAAACCAUGGCUAUCGUAAGAUUUCACCACAGUGUUUUUUAACCCAUCACACGCUUUACCUUAAGCCUUUCUCAACUGAAACCUUGCAGAUAUCUUGUUCAGUAGGAAAUCUAUCAAUUGACCUGGUUGCAGAGAGCGAGUAACUACACAUCAAAAGGUGUAAAAAUAAACAGUGAGCCAGCUCAUAGAAAUGGGGGCAGAUGAGUGGAUUCAAACCGCGCUUGGCAUCAGUAGUGACAGUGAAUUUAAGCCAGCCGUCAUACCUAAAGUGCAGCACUGUUAAAGCCACCAAGAGGAGAGGAGAGGAGAGAUGCCUGGAUCCAGGAUCUGAGGACCUAAGCUGAUUUGCAUCAUGGGUGAAAUUAGAUUAGAGACAAAUCCACUUUUCUGUGGACUCUAUGUGCUGAAACCCUAACCACGGAGAUAAGUCACACUGCAGCUACUGUGAUAUCUAAAGAAAAUGGACUUCUGGGUGCCCUAGCAGCUAUGAAUGAGAUUUUAAUCAGCUUUAAUAGAUACUAUCCUGGAGUGAAGAUGAUCUGUUGAUAAAAACUACUUAGUUAGUGACUGCUAUUUACCACUAGGAGGAGCCAUGACCACACCUCCUCUGGAUGUAACAGUCUGGAAAUUGGGGCAAAACUGACAAGUCUAGUAGUAUGUGAGUAAAUCUGUUUUGAUGGAUGUGUUAAGAAAGUGCAGUGAUUCAUGCAGAUGAUUUUAACUCAUUAAACAUAGUUUAUGUCUCAGACUGCAGGGAGCAUUGUGCACUCUAAUGGUUGAGUGCUAAAUAAUUAAGAUCUCACUGUGCCUUUGCCCUCUUCACAAGCAUGACCUCCACCUCUACCAGCUGCCAAGCCUCCUUGUCUCUGACCUGAUCUUUGCCUUUAGCCCUGAAGGCUGACCUGCUCAGCCCUGUCUCUUUGAAUCCUGUCUGCUCCAACAAGCCUCAAUCUCAAAUCUAGAAGGUCCUUGAAUUCAUGAUUCCUCUUAGCUGAAUGUGCCACAAUGUCAUCUUUGUCUAAUAGUAAUAGUAAUAUAUUUGGAGAAAUGUUGGGAAUAAUAGUAGAAUGGGAUUUUUCUGAAACUUGAACACAGCUGAGUUUUGUGUUUGUGUUUUGUUGUUGUGACUGCAUGCUUCGACACCAACACUCUUAGUUUCCGUUUUGAGCUUUUGCAUCUGCUAUCAUUCAGCCUUCUGUUCCUGAAACCACAGCCUGGGUUUUUAAUCUCUAGUCUCCCCUCAGUUUCUGUGGCUCAUAUCAUUGAAAACUGAGAAGUUAUCAGAAUGGUUAGUGAUUGGCUGUGUAGAUGAUGAAUUCAUCCCUUUCAUCUGUCAGCUUAAAAACACCAAACGUUUUUUGCUUCAGUAGAGAAAGGUCUUGCCAAAUUGUUGAAGUGGCUUCUGGUCAAAGUCACAGUUUUCACUCUGAAGCCGCGAUGGUGCAGCAGUGAAAAAAACAAAACUGAUAUGAGCUAGGAAAAGGGGGGCAAUUUCUCUGCCAAGCUAGUUAAGCAUGGAUUCGCUUCCAGGAUCAGUCCUUUGCUGCUGGCAUUAUCAUUGCUGCUUAUCUGCUGGGUUCCAGGCUGGAGACUUGGCUUGGAACGUGCUGUUGCGCACACUUACUGUAAACACCCACACAUGCAUGCUCAUACAUACACAUACUCAAACACACACACUAACACACACACACACACCCUCUCUCUCUCCCUCUCCCUCUCUCUCCUCAGUUUCUUUCUUUCCUUGUCACUCUAGUUGUAAUGGUGAGAGAUUAUCUAGUAUGUCACACUCCCUCAGUGUAAUUGGCUGACAAAUGACUGGUCAAUCAGAAAACCAUAAUCCAGGUUCCUUGUGGCACCUCAGCUAUCCCAUCUGAUGUGUGUGAUUAUUCUAAGAGACAACUAAAAGUUAAAAAGUUGAGCCGAUGUUUACAAACCAAAACUGGAGCAUCAACAUCAGACAUACCUGUGAUGGCAUCUAUAUGUAACCUUUUGAGGGUGCACACAUUAGGCAACAGUUGGAAGAGGUGGAUUUUGGCAUGGUUCAGUUGCUUGUGCAUUUGCGGUGAAGCACCUGAUUUUAUUUUUCUUUCACCAGAACGAUACACAUCACAUCGACAUAGCAGUGCAGAGACAACAGCAGAGCAUGAGAGCUGUCAGAUGGUCCAGUUUGCUUUAGAAGAUGCAGAAAGAAGCGUCCCCCUUACUUAAAACAAUUAGAGAGGAGACAGUAUGAAGAUGCCUGCUGUACUGACAGAAGAAGGGUACUCACCUUUUAACACACUCAGAAGUGAAUCAGUACAAAAAGACAUGAUCAGUUGCUAUCACGGUCCCCGACAAGUUGACCAGGAUGAAGUUAAAAGAAUUUACACCACAUUCUUACAGGAGGAAUAGAGAGAACUCCGAUGACUGUGCUGGUUUCUAAUCAAUGGACUUCAAUGUGAAAGAUUCAGUACAAAUGAACACCAUUUCAGGAUAUUCUAGGGUGGGACAUAUGCAUUCUAUAAAAACAAAUAAAAACAUAUAGUAAAAUCAUUACAGAGCUCAAUAACGCUCAACACUGGUACAUGGUUAGAAAUCACAAUCUCUCAGGCCCACACUAUCCUAUGUCACAAAGUCAGUAAAGUUAUGGUCAUGUUCCACUGUUGUCUACUGUACAGUGAUUCUUUUAAGUUGAAGUUGAAUACAUCACACAGUCUAAAAAAUCCAUGUGUAUGUCUAUUUAUAAUGUCGGUAAUCGUGCUCGGUGCAGGCCAGCAGGGGAGAGGGGUUUGGGGGACAAUCAUACCAUGGCAUGCUAUGAGUCGGGUUAUCUCGUCCUGCUGUGAGUGGAGUGCACCGUAAGAGAACAUAUACUGAAUUGUCUUGGGUGACUUUGACAAAGUAUCAUAAUAUAGUUGGUGGAAAUGAAUUGGUUUCGAUUCAGUUUCUACACAAUUUCCACACUGCAUUUGGUUGAUAAGAUUACACUGGUUAUUAUUUUCAAAAUUAAUGUCAAAUUUUGAGGAAAGGUUGUUGCAGUUCAUGAAGGAAAUGUCUGUUUUUCAUUCCAAGUGAUGAAAUUUACCAUACAGCCAACUACAAUGGCAUUGAGGGUCUUGACAACAUGAGGGUCUCCAUAUCAUCAGGCUCUAUUGAAAAGUAUCUUUUCUUUUGACCCUGGUCAGUUCUUUAAACUGAGCUCACGUAAAGCUUCUUAAACAUCGAUCCAGCAGGGUUUAAACACACCAAACAGAUUAACUGUUCCGACACCGAGAUUAGUCCUUUCCUUCUUGUGUAAAUCUCCACUGCAAAGACAGAAGGGGAUCAAGCAGGGUGCAACGGGAACACACCUUGUAAAAGUUUGGGAGGUAGCUGUUUUGAUACACACCUUCGUUAGACAUCGUUCACAUUUGUUACAUAAUACACUGGACAAGAGCGGGCAGAUUUGCUGUCAGGACCCUGGUCUGACUCCAGAUGUAGUCAUGUCAGGUUAAUGUUUUCAAUUCUUUGUACUUUUGUGUACAUUUCUGCUUCGCUAACAUACCAACGGCAUGUUUCACAAGAGCUGAGUGGUAUUUUGUGAACCUAGAUGCUUUGUAUUCUAGAUCAAACCGAGAGAGCAGGAUAACUUCAGGUUACUGUCCGGUUUAGUAUUUACCAUAUGUGUGAAAAUGGCCACUCCAGCAUCAAGCCUUUGUAUACCAUUCAUUCUCUUGCUGUCACAUAAAGGACUACUUAACAUUGUUGCCAGCACAUCUAAAGGGAAGCACUUAGAGCCCAUUAUUAACCCAUAACAAGCCCGGAGAGAGGCAGGGCAGGGUGAGCUAUGGGUUAGAGCUUCAUUCCUCUCCAUUCCGGGAUGAUCCACAGGCCCCUCAGGCCCACACUGGUGUUUGUCCACUCCCGCACUGGUGUAUUUCCAUGUAGGCGGCAGACAUGCAGGCUGUAUGGAUAGAGAACAUUCACAGGUGUUUCCGGCUGCGGCCUGUUUGUGCAUGUUCAAUUACUUACUCAGAGAGGUUUGCAACACCAGGAUGUGUUAAAAGACUGGUCUCAUAGAUGGAGGCAAUUGAAUCUGACAGUGUUGACAUACACGAGUUAAGGCCGCAAGGCAAGUUUUAACAUGGAUGAGGUUACCAAGUGGUAAGUGUAUAAACUCAGUGAGUGUUUGAGAAUAUCUGUGGGAGGGGUUUGCUUGGGAAAAAUGUCCUUGUCCUUGCAAACAGACGACCCCCCCCCCACCCACCCCAUCCCACAUACACACACACACAUACACACAGACGUGCUUGUGAUGUUGCAUUAAUGAGGCUAUUGUUCUUUGUCUGGUCCUCAUGAACAUCAACUGCCUCCGGUCUCUCCUCUCCAGCCUAAGAUUCACGAUUGUUUGUUUCUCAGACAGGCGGCCUUUAAGUACUUUUAGUGAUAUAUGGGGCAAAGUUAUGCCUCUGUACAUUUCAACAAAUACUUAAACAGAAUGGAUGAAUCUUAAAGGUCUUAAAUGUGAAGUGCCUUACUGAAAUCCUUUUAAACCCCCAUUAGACAACUGAGAAAAUUUAAAUGUAUUGUUGUUGUUGUUUUGGUAUUGAUACAUUUUCUUCAUGUAAGAACAGUAUGAAGUGGAUAAAGUGGCUAGGUGGAAUAUUCAGUUGUCUUCCAAUCAGAAGUUGGAUGUGCCAUUCUUGCUUUAGGUGUUGGAGUGUCCUGAAUCAAGACACUGAUUCCCAGAUUGCUUUGAGUGCAUCGCCUGCAGUGAAUGAAUGGGACUGGUUUAACAUGAUGGGCACUUCCUAGGCUUUCUCUACCAUUGGUUUAUGGUUGUGUGAGUGAAUGGAAUCAUGUAGCAUGAAGUGUAAAACAGCUCUGUGGUCAGAAGACAAGAAAAGCACUGUAUCAAGACAGGUCCAUUGUGCUGGACUCUGUUUUCCAACUUAACAUCAAAAUUUCAUCUAAUGUCCACUAGGACUGGGUUGAAAAAAAGGUUUUUAGAUUCAUAUUGAUUUUUUUUUAAUUAAAAUGUUCAAGAUUACUUCAUUUUAUUCAAGAUUGAUCUUUUAUUAGAAGUUUUUUUUAUCGACAAUUCAGCUGAAAGUAUUAUUUCUGCUAUUAGUUCUCUAAGACUCCCUUUCAUCUUCAAGCAAAACUGGUUCUGUUGCUGAAAUAUCCUCGAUUCAGGGAAUCAGUGGUAACACCCACCCAGCCCUAAUUUCUACUUACAUAUGCAUCAGUGAUUGGAUUUGUGUCCUGAUAAAGAAGUUUUCUUGUUUCUUUUGCGACAAUUUCUCCUGUUUAUUUCAUUGAGUGCUUCUUUAACUAGCUCAAAAGUGAGCAAGAGCUACAGAGACCCUAAUAUCACUGUACGUUUACAGUUACUGACUUCGCUAAUUUCUUCCAGGGCAUCAUUGAUAAGUCCCAUGUUAUCAUGUUUAUGAAACCAUUUGAAAACAGUUAGCUAUAUAAGUGUACUUUUGAGUGAAUAUCAGAAGGCCUGUGGUUACUGGUAUUAGAUAACAACCUAAUUAAGAUGUAAUCCUCCCAGAAUUCAGACAUCUUUGUUAAUAUCAAUGACUCUUCAGCUCCUCUGUCUCCUGAGUCCACCACAGGAUCUGACUGGGCUUGUCCUUUUGCCUUAUGUAAUGUCUUGUGUGUAUGGGUCUCAUCCGCAUCAUUGUCUCAGGUUUUUUGUCAGGGCUUCCUGCAGGCAGCCUGCCAUCCACUCCUCACCGCUAGCACCGCUAUGUGCUCUCCAGAGUUAUUUCUGGAUGUCAUGCUGCUAUGUUUUGUUCUCCAACAGCUAAAAAUACACACUUACCUCGCUGGUCACAGGCUUCAGAUAUGAUUUGUAUUGUUUUUGAUAAGGGCGUGUGAGUGUUGUUAUUGUGUUGUUUAAUUCAGUGGCGUGAGGCGGUGGGUGUUUGAGUGAAAGCUUUAUGGGCUGGUGGAGUCACAAACCUCGUACAAACAGCUGCAGGAGAGGCAACCGGGUAGUAGGAUAACCAAGGAGAUAGUGUCACCAUUGAUGUGUGUCUGCAUGUUACAUGUGUGUGUCUUAGGGCCAGGGUCACCUCUGUCCCAGCUGUCUUAUGGGGCAAAGGUUUAGCAUGCCCCUCAGACUCGCACAUACCCUCUCUGCUCUGCUCGACACAAAGCCGUGGUUUCUUCGGAGCGUACAUGUGCUACACUUGACAGCGCACACACACUCGGAGGCACCCGCACGGGCACACGACAUACCCAGAACACACCAACUGCCUCCUCAAUCAAAUCGUUAAGCACAUGAGGUUCGAGUCCAUCCAAGUGGAACAGCAUCUUGCUUUUUUUUUUUUUUUCCUGGCGUACGAAGGAUUAGAAAGCAAUUUAAGAAAUAUGAUCAGCUUAAGGAAACUGGAUCAUGUUUUGAAAACAAUUGGAUGCAAUUAGGACACUGGAGGCUCUGAACACUUCGCUAAUCUGCGUUUGAGCUUCUCUUUGUGUCCAAGUGUUUGUCUGGGGAUGUCUGGGAUUGUGAUUCCUCAAAAUGGGACGUUUGAAAAGGGCAUGAUAACUCCAUUUCAUUAAAAACAUUCCUGAGGAUAGCGCUGCUGGUGGGAUAUGUAGCUGUGUAAGAGGAGUGCUAACAGUUGGCCCAGCCUGGCUGCAGCAGUUGCAGCCAUGCACAUUUACACACAUUGACUCACACACAGAAGAAAAGCGUGGGUCAAUACGACCCCCCCCACCCACCCUCCUACCCUUUCCCCUUGAGGGAACAAGACCAACCAUCUGCUGUUCGCCACAGCGCUGGUCCAGGCCUCACACUACACAUAAACAACACACACAUGCACACACACGUCACAUCCAUCUCAACUUCCCCCCCCAACCCCUUCUCUUCACCACACAGCUUUCUCGCUCCCUCUCGCUGCCACGUUUUGCCAUCUUUUACUGUGCAUUAAACCACGGAGAGAACAUCAGUCAUGGGUGUCUGUGCUCUUCAGAUGGACCUUGGAAAUCUUGACUCCCUGAGGCCACAUCAAAGCUAGCCGGGAGUUCCCAGCAGGAGGCUGCCAGUCGCUACUAUUACUUCAGAGGUUUGCGAGGUCUGAUUCAAGGACGACGUGGGCAAAAACUUUGUCUGGGGGUCUCCAUCUCCCUCAGACUGCUCUACAUUCAGCAUUGGUUCUCACGAGUACAGAGAUGCUUUAGAGACGUUGCGUAUGCUUCCCUUGAUUUUUUUUUUUUUUCCAGGAGAAUGAACAUUUGCGCUUUUCAGUCUCCAUUGCCUGUGUCCACAUAGACACAGUCAGAUCUUAAAACAGCAGUUUAAAGUCAGCACUGCGGAUCAAGGAAGCCACGUUUUUUUUUUUAAUUCUUUUUGUGGGGGAUAUUGGGACCAGUUGGUGACCAGACCAGGAAAGAAAAUGUACUGGGAACUGUGGCUGAGCCAGGUCACAGCUAGUGCGGCGCUGCAGUGUAUGCUAGUCCAGAACAAAGGUGGGAAAACCUUUUAUGCAGAUGUUUAAUGGACAUGAUAUAUCAAACUGAAAUUCGAGCAUAAGAGAUGGAUUUGGAACGUGUUUCUUUGUACAUUGGUCCAGCUUUCAUCUGCACGAGUGACAUGUGCUGGCCACAUGGUGUGAGAAAACAGUGGAAAUGCUUCACUCUUGCUACCUUAGUCUUCGUGUUAUGACAUUUAGACUUAGUCAAAGAGGUGCAGGGUUCUUUCUUGAUGGAAUGUAACCAAUUUAUUUAAUAUUGUCUGGUGAUAAAAUGUUGUCUGGCAGUUUUUUUUCUCAGUAUUCAAGAUAAAAAAAAUCUGAAUCCAUGCGAGAUUGAAAAUCUGAUGCUAAAAAUUGAGCAAAGUCAUCUUUUCAUAACAGGUUAAACGGAUUUCUCUUUAGUUUGGCAUUUUGACAUCACUCCUAAGUGUGUGAGUCUGGUUCUCUGUUUAAUUUCAUGUUUACAUUUUUACAGUAUAAGAUAUAUAAUGAAAUAUGUUGUGUUGUCUGAGAUUAACAGCUUGUUUUCAGAUUUUAAAGACUGUAUCCCAGGAGUGCUGGUGCUAGAGUAUCUGUAAAGUCUGACCUUGUUAGUAAAUAUAAAACAAGUUUGGAAUGAAUUAUAUCAAUGCCUCACUGCUUACUUGGAUUACAACAAAAGAACCAGUGAAUCGUGGUUCAAAGAAUAAAUCAUAUUUAAGUAGUAUGUUUGCUAACUAGUGACUGUCAUCAUAAUCCAAUUUAUAUGAAAAGAAAUAAGGGGUCAGACCUGCCAGUGAACAGAAUAUAGUACAACUGCUAGAAGAGAAAGGAGCUUAUGAAUCAAUUCUCCUGUUAAAUCUCUGCCCAUGUGUGUCGGUGGAAAACUCGUACUUAGCCAGAUUUGAGCUUCAUGAUCUAAAAGCUGCAUAACUGAAUUUUGACCAAAAUAUAAAUCAGUGAGCAAGAUUCAAUGUUACAAUAAAUGUAUAUCUUAGUACAGUGGCUCUCAAGUCCAGUCCUCGAGGCCCACUGUCCUGCAUGUUUUGGAUGUUUCCCUGCUCCAACACACCUGAUUCAAAUGAUCAGCUCGUUAUUGAGCCAUUACAGAGCUUGAUAACGAGCUGAUCAUUUGAAUCAGGUGUGUUGGAGCAGGGAAACAUCCAAAACACUGUCUUAGUAACAUGACUGAGGAAGUUCACCUCUGAUUCACUUUUCUUACAAAUAUGUAGAUGUAUCAUCUUUGAUUAUUGUCUCCAUAUUGUUUUUAUAUUACUUUUUUCACUGUAGUUUUAAAUACAAAUACGACUCGACACAAUGCAAUCCUAAACAGUCAGAUGAUAGAGUGAGAGAGUUGUUAGACUGCAGCUGGUGGUCCGUGUCGACACAGAAGAUAAUUAAAUCCUUCUGUAUGCUGUGAAGUUUGUUGCGCUUCAGGUUCCCUUGUCACUUUUUGAGCCUGCUCUCACUUUAUUUUGAAGUAAAAAGACACACGUUCUGUAACAAAAGCUCGAAUGAAUUCCUCUCUGUAAAAAGUUGUCUGUAUCACAGCUCCCUAUCUCCAUUCCCUCUGUUUCACCACCCUGCUCUCCCACCCGCUCAGCAGCUGUUCAGACAUGCAGGGACUUUGGCAGCAGCUGUUGACUGUAGCGCAUGUUAGCUACGCAUGUACUUGUUCAUCAUUGUGUGUCCGUGGGUGUGUUGUGUAGCUAUGGUAAUCACUUGCGAACUAUGUAAAGAGAGAGAAUCUCGCUGUUCUCAGUGAAUGUUGCUCCUCCCCCUUUCUCUUUGUAUAUACACUGAGACAAAAACACACCCACCUCAGAUCUCACCUGAUUCAGGCUAGACACAGCAGGCCUCUGUAUGAAGUGGUAACAGUUCUCUUCAGCGAGUGGUUUGGUUAAAGUAAUGCUUUUGAGGUGCCUGCAGGCAAACAGCAGUUUUGAGGAAGAGUGGGCGGCUUUGAGCGGCCAUCAUCUCCAAACGGGGCUAAGUCAGGGGAAACCGCCUGGACAGAAAGGUAGACCAUCUGCCAAACGGACGCUCGGGAUUAUGGGGAAUUUAAUCCCACUUUUUGGCUCCGGGACAUCAUCAGUCUUACCCUCUGCUACCCACACAAAAUUCCUCUCUCAGUCUAAUGCUUUUCUUCUCUCCCUUUCUCCUUUUCCCCUUCAUGUCCUUUCAGAAGCUCUCCACCGGCCGUUCGGCCUGGACUCUGCUGCGCUGACGGAGGCGGUGCGCUGGAGCUCCAAAGAAAACCUACUAGGGGCAGCCGAGAGCGACCCAAACCUCUUUGUUGCACUUUAUGACUUCGUCGCCAGUGGAGACAACACGCUCAGCAUCACCAAAGGUACCUUGUUUAUUGUGUUUUUGAAUAUCUCUGAUUCACUGUCAGUUAAUCCAACAGCUGAUUAACAAAUGAUUGGCGUAAUUAUGCUUUUAUUUCUCAUCAUUUGGUGGACAAAGACUUGUAAAACUUGUUCCCCAGUCCACUCAUCACUCAAGGUUGUUGCUAAGCUACGUAAUCAUACUCCUGUUUCAAUUAGUCAUUGAUCCUCCACCCCUCCGGAUGGAAAACGGUUGACAUUUGUUGCGUCAGAGCAGAGGGAUUUCCUUACGUACUGGGGCGACUCAUUGAUGUCAUCCUUGUGGGCAUGACAAGUGAUUGGCAGGUCAGCUUCUCUGGGGAAGAGUGUUUUAUGAGUAAAAGUGCGGUUAUGCUAUAGGAAUGCGGUGUGUCAACAGAGCUGCUACUACAAGUUUACCCUGUUAUGACAUCAUCAGGUAUCGAAGCCCCAGCCUUUGUCACCCACCCUCCCACACCUCAAAUUCCUUAGAAACAUUAUGCUUAAUGUUUCACAUCAUUUGGAGCCAAGAAAUUCUAUUCUUGAUUAUCGUCCUGUCCAGAUGUGGGACAUAAUGUUAAGGCUUUCAGACAGAGAUGAACUGAUCAAUUUUUUUUCCGAUACUGAUACCUGGGCUGAGGGUAUCGGCUGAUAUCCGAUACUGAUCCAAUACUGCUGUUGAAUGAGUGAACUGUAUACCUUGCCCUGUGACUGAAGGCAUCAGGCUUAACAAAAAACGGUAACAAAUGAACACAGAUAUAAAUUCAUUUAAUAUUAUUUAUUAACAGAUAACAAAUCUGCAUAUUAGCACAGAGCAAAAAGAAGUAAGAAUUCCAUGUAAACAUUCAGUGCAAACGGAUAGACAGACAUAGAAUAUAAUAAUAAUAAUAAUAAUAAUAAUAUCUUACAUUUAUAUAGAGCCAACAGAAUCACUGUGUUGCUGUGUAUGAUAUUAAUUCAAAGAAGAAUGGAUUGGCAUCAUUCAUCAGAUAUCCAAUCCAGUUAAUUUGUCAACAUUGGAGCUGAUAUCCGGAUCGGUGCAUCCCUACUUUCAGAACGGUAUUCCCCUAAAAAUGUGCCAUAGUGUGUUACUGAUCCUUCUUUAAAGCUUCCACUGUACAGCGCAGGAUGGAAAUGCUGCUUAGACCCUGACUCAUACACUGAAUCUAGGAUUUCUGCCCACAUGUAUGCAAGCACAUGUGCACUCCCAUGCUCCGUGCUCUUUCCUUACUCUUCGCUACAGCACAUGGAGCCACCGCAGCAUGCCUGAAACCCUGCAGUAAUAUGGAAUAUGUUCAACUGUAACAAUAACAGGUGGAUGCCAACAGCAGGCAGAGGCUGAGCACAGAGAGGGGCUCAGCGGGGUGUGUCCAGAGCUGAGAACUGCCUCCAUACUUUGCCAGACCACGCCAGAGUCUUACUAAAAACUCAAACGACUCAGCCGACUGUUUCUUAUCUGUUAAAACUUAAACUGAGGAGACAGACUGAGUGGUUGGUGUCUUUGUGGGAAUAACCAUCACUUCUUCGUGUCACCCUGUUCAUGUUAGCUUUGAGUGUUAGAUUUUUAAAAGCCUGGAUACAUGUUAGAAGCCUUUUUUUUUACCUUCACUUACUGUUGGUGCUAUUUUGUUGAAGACAUUAUUAUGACCAAUCAUGGAAACAAACAGCAGUAAACAUAUUGAACUGCGGUUCUGUGUGGAAGCUGCUGUCACUUCAUUCAUCUGUUUAAGACUGUGACACAGCUUGAGCCUGAGCUGAAAAAUUGAUCCUAGGUCAAUAUGGCGCUGCAGUGAUCAGCCAAAUACAUGCAGCCACACGUUGCUGUUGGAUUGCUUUGUAAUUCCAACCAUGGGUUUCCAUCGAAUACUUACCACUGUGAUAGCUAAAAUCCCGUCUGAGUAUUAUAAACCACUUGGAGUCCCAUAAGCCUUUAAUCACGUUAAUAUGUUACUAAACCUGGAUCAAAUUGAAAUGUCUCAGCAGCAUCUAAAGCUAAACGCCUUUACAGUCAAAGCCUCUUUUCUUUACUUAACAUGAGGCAGCGAUUCAGCCUGAAUGGUAAAACUCCCAUGUAGUUGUCAUACAUGCUAAAAUACUCGAGGAUUUAAGACUUUUGGGAGGAGAAAAACGUGUGAAGACAGAAAGAAGAAAUGGAGGUGCAGGGGCAGGUCUUUCUCUCGAGCUUUUCUGUCCUCCGCCCUCCAUCCAUCCAUUUAUCUAGCUGGCCUGAUAUCUGCUUCAUUCACCGUCUUCUUCAGCACACCCGCGUCUUUGCCUGUUCAUGUCUCCUGACCUGACGUCACACAGAGAGAGCGGACCAAGUCUCUACUUGCCUCGCUCUGCCUAGCCCUCUAUGACAGAUAUGCAGUUCCAGCUCUAUCAUUGUUCCUCUGCUUUUGAUUCAGUUUCACCACAUGACCAGUUUCUCCCAUUUACGACCUCUUAUUAAGGCAUUAUGAUUGAAGAUGUGACAUAAUGAGAAACUUGAUUCUAGCUUCUGUCUUUUUGAGGAUUUUGAAAUCAGGACAAAUCAAAUCCUCUUGCAGUAAUCUUUUGUUCAUUUCUAAGAAAAAAAAAAAAAUUUAAUUCUGAUCCCUCUUUCAGGUGUUAAAAUCACUUAAAUCACUGGAUCAGUUCUCACAGGUUGCUCUUCCUCUGUCCAGGUGAGAAGCUGCGUGUUCUAGGCUACAACCAGAAUGGAGAAUGGAGUGAAGUGCGCUCUAAGAACGGUCAGGGUUGGGUGCCCUCCAACUACAUCACACCAGUCAACAGUCUGGAGAAACACAGCUGGUACCACGGGCCUGUGUCACGCAGUGCCGCAGAGUACCUGCUCUCAUCCCUUAUCAAUGGCAGUUUUCUGGUCCGGGAAAGCGAGAGCAGCCCCGGGCAGCUUUCAAUCUCUCUGCGCUACGAGGGCAGGGUCUACCACUAUCGGAUCAACACAGCCUCUGAUGGAAAGGUAGAGGGAAAUGAGACUUUUAGAGAGACACCAUUUUCUUUCGUUGGUGUUUUAACCCACUCAUGAUUUCUAAACUCCCUCCUCCCCCGUAGGUGUAUGUGACAUCUGAAAGCCGCUUUGCCACCUUAGCUGAGCUCGUCCACCACCACUCAACCGUAGCAGAUGGCCUGGUCACCACCCUGCACUACCCUGCACCCAAAUGUAACAAACCCACAGUGUAUGGCGUGUCACCUAUUCAUGACAAGUGGGAGAUGGAGCGCACAGACAUCACUAUGAAGCACAAACUGGGAGGAGGCCAGUAUGGGGAGGUGUACGUGGGAGUGUGGAAAAAAUACAACCUCACUGUGGCUGUGAAAACAUUAAAGGUAAGAAGACCGGCUUUGGGAUGUUUGAUUUCACAAACUGAAUUGUGCAAAAAGGAUUUUAUGAUCUUGAUGAUUCAGUCAGCAGCACCAGUGUUUCUGUAGAGUGGCGGCAUGCGCAGAAUGAUGGUUAUAGAUUGCCCCCUGCUGGUGGAAUAUAGCCAUUACAUCUGAUUAUCACUUCUGAUGCAGAGUGCAUUCAAUACAUAGAUGAAAUUCCUCUGUCAGUCAUUUUUAAAUCCCUCUUUUUUUCCUGCAGGAGGACACUAUGGAAGUUGAAGAGUUUUUGAAAGAGGCUGCAGUCAUGAAGGAGGUGAAACACCCAAACCUCGUUCAGCUGCUAGGUUGGUAUUUACACACACCACUGAUUUAAACCAGUUUCAAUACAAUAUUUUUUUCAGUACUAAACAAUCCCUUUAGUUAGCUUUGAUUGACACAAUAACUGACAAAAAAGUCUCACCAAUAACCAUUCAUUUCUGCUCUCAUAGGUGUUUGUACGCUGGAGCCACCAUUCUACAUCGUGACAGAGUACAUGCCGCAUGGCAACCUGCUGGACUACUUGAGAGAUUGUGACAAGGAGGAGGUGAACGCUGUUGUGCUGCUGUACAUGGCCACACAGAUCUCCUCCGCCAUGGAAUACCUGGAAAAGAAGAACUUCAUACACAGGUAAGGGAAUAUAAACAAGGUGUACAGGAAUACAGGGUCAUACAUGAACGCACAGAGAAGUCUAAUUUGUCCCACUGUGUUUCCUUUUCCGUCUCUCAGAGAUCUCGCGGCGAGGAACUGUCUGGUUGGGGAAAAUCAUGUUGUGAAAGUUGCUGACUUUGGCCUGAGCAGGUUGAUGACUGGUGACACCUAUACUGCCCAUGCUGGGGCCAAAUUCCCUAUUAAAUGGACUGCACCAGAGAGCCUGGCAUAUAACACCUUCUCUAUUAAAUCUGAUGUCUGGGGUAAGACAAAAACAAACAUUUAUUGUGUUCAUUUUUCUCUUGUAAGUUAUUUCUGUGAUGCUAAUGUCUGAUCCUUUAAAAAUGUCUUUGUCACAGCGUUCGGGGUGCUGCUGUGGGAAAUUGCCACAUAUGGUAUGUCUCCAUAUCCUGGCAUUGAUCUGUCUCAGGUCUAUGACCUCUUGGAGAAAGGGUACCGCAUGGAACAGCCUGAGGGAUGCCCACCAAAAGUCUAUGAACUCAUGAGAGCAUGUGAGUAACAUGUUUUUUCUUGUUUAUAAAGUGGAUUCAGUUCAACAGCAAGAGAAAGAGAAGACAGAGUUUCUUUAUUAUGCCUUUUUUUUAUCCCCUUCAUACUGUCUUAGAAAUUUCCAUCAUGUUAUUAAAACAAAAGAUAUGGAAUUACAGGGUUCAUAAGGAUUUAUUUUACUAAUGAUGAUAUGAUGACUUCCAUGUGGUAACAGCCCCCUUUGACUGUCUCUCUUCCAGGCUGGCAGUGGAGUCCACUAGACCGUCCUUCAUUUGCAGAGAUCCACCAAGCCUUUGAAACGAUGUUCCACGACUCCAGCAUCUCCGAAGGUAUUGCAGCAUGGAUUUUUUCACAGCUGUCUUAGAGAUUGGCUCUUAUUCUUUUUAUAGUAUAGCAAGAACACUCUCUCCAUCUAUGUGAUGUCCCUGCAGAAACAAUGCAUAUCAAAUAUUGUCAGUAAAGUAGAAAAAGGAUUUAUUAUUAGAAUGUAGCUUUGCUUGAAUUUUGAUCAUGACGACCUUCUAAUUGAGUUUUUCCUUUUUUUGUGUGUGUAGAGGUGGCAGAAGAGCUCUGUAAGACAGCCUCCACUGGUCACUGUGGACCUCUGCACUCUUUCAGCCACGACAUGCCCCUGUUGCCUUCAAAAUCUCGCACACUCCACAAGCACACAGAAAACAAGGAAAACAUCGAGGGUGGACUUGACGGACGGUCCGACCACAGCACGCACAGUCACUCAGGUACAGCCCGACAUGCCUACCUUGCUGCCAACCAGUCAAAUGCACCACAUUAUAAUUCUGCAGGUAUACGGGAGGUCAGCGAUGCACAGAGCACAUUGCAGCGCCGUAGAGCCCGCCGCCUGAGAAGAAGAGCCGUCAUUUUCCUUCCCAACUGACCACUUCUGCAGGAACCCGACUGACAUCAUCCGGUGUUGUGUCUAGCCCAGGCGUCUUUUAGUCCUGAAGUAUCAUUAAGUUCCCCAUGUGCAUAUCAUUCAAAGAUUUGGGUAUUUCUGUCAAAACAUAAAAGAAAUUAUCGAUGUCAGACCAGAAUAUAUGUAUACUAUAUCAAUAUUUAUAAACAUGUAGUAGCCUAACCACUAGUCCUUGUUAAAUCCACAUGUUCAUCUCUUUUUUUGUCCUAUAUCUUGCAUUAUUAUUGUCAUUUCCCCGUCAGUACUUAAUUAGACUUAUGUUUAACCCAACCCUGCAAUUAAAUUUCCAACAAUGUUAUGUGUUGUUUGUCUUUUUUGUUUGUUGUUGACUAUUUAUUGGUUUAUUUAAAGAAUAAAAAUCUGUCUUGUUUGUUUUUCUGUUCUUUUAAGUCCUUGUCGUGUCCUCUGUUUGUCUUUUUCCGCCGCUGUGUCCAAUUUCUUUUCUUUUUUGUUUGUGUCUUUGAACUUCAGUUAUUUUCAAUCAUGCAUACAUUACUCAUAACCCAAAAAAAGAUGUGAUAUUUAUAAACACAAUGUUGCACAAUGUCAUAAAGCACAAAACUCAAGUGAAAGAUCAAAGGGAGUCUAUCUGAUGCCAUAAACCAAAGUCCUGACCUUCUUGCUUUAUAUGAAUGAGUAAUAUCUGAAAUUUGGGUUGUGUGUGUGUGUAUAAAUAUGCAAGCAUGCAAAAAAAAAAAAAGGUGCACUUUUCUCUUGAUUUGCUGGCCAGCACAAAAAUAAAGACAUAUUUCCUGUAUGAGUAACAGCUCCCCUCAUGACAGGGGUUGGGCAGUAUCUGAUCAGCAUGUUUGAACAAGUCCUGGAAGUGCAUUCAUCACCACUGUCUUUUACAAGAGAAAUUUAUGACUUGUUGAAUCAGUGCAUGUAUAUGUCUGACUGGCAUGUCUUAAAACUUGUUCCUUUUUUUCUAAAAUGCUUUUUCAUUAUUCAGAAGGUUUCUCAGGGGAGUAGAGAAAAGCUUUAAGAGAGAGAGGAGGAAGAGUCUAUCUCAUCCCUGCAGCAUGGGAUUGAUUAGAAUGAGUGACAUAAAUGUAUAGGCAAACUGAGAGCAGUGAUCUGAUGGUAACCUGUUCCUCAUGAGAUAUUAACCAGCCUUUUUACAAAGAUGUCUGUUUCUUUUGCUUCUUGUUGUGCUCCAUGGAUUUACAAAUCCUCUCUUCUUUUUCCAGGCUGGGCUUCUUCAUUGUUAGGCGGGGAGGGUCGAUCAGGCAGCUCCCCAGCCUUGCCCAGAAAACAGCAGCCACGAGAUAAGUCCUCUGUGGGCCUUCUAGAAGAUGCACAGGAUAUGGGCACAUUUACGAGAGACCGUAAGACUGGCUUCUUUAGCUCUUUCAUAAAGAAGAAAUCGUCCUCCUCCUCAUCUUCCUCUUCCUCACCAUCCUCUCAACUCCAACAAAACCUCCCGACACCCCCAAAGAGGAGCAGUUCAUUUCGAGAGAUGGAAACGCAGCCUCAUAAAAAAUACGAGCCUACUGCUGAUUUCAGCGCCCCUCCACCCUUACCCCAGUCGGACAGUCUUGGUGGUUUUUCUGCCUCUCCUUCUCACUCUCAUGGGGAACCCGCCCAGGGUCAGUCACGCUGCUGUGGGGCUGCUUUUGGACAGAAACCCUCUAGUGGGGGACUUGGUUCGCAGGUGUCCAGCGGCAGCAGUUGGAGUGGGCUGGCUGGAUUUUUCACACCUAGACUUAUCAAAAAGACCCUGGGGCUACGGACAGGAAAGACAGCCUCCUCAGAGGAGGGUGGAAGUAUAUCUGGAGGGCCAAAACCCUUUCCUAGGUCCAACUCUACCUCCUCUAUGUCGGCCGGGCUGCCAGACCUGGAGCGAAUGGCUCUGACUUUACCCAGAAAUCGCAGCGCUAAACCCCCUCUGGAGAGGACUGCCUCUACAACAUCCCAGCCAGAGAACGGGGCUGCACGGCCCUCAGAAACUCUGCUGCGGAGGAUGGACGAGGGCACUGCACAGAUCAGGGAAAGGCCCAAAGCCAAGCUGCUACCCAGGGGAACUGCUGCAGGAGUGAGGGUGCCAGGGGUUGGGGGGGAGGUGGGGGAAUCAGACAGUCUUUCUCGGUUGAGGGAGGGCAGAGAGGAGAGCCAGGGAGGUCUGGACAGGCAGCAAAGUUGGCCAUCCCCCUCUAAGACUCCUAGUUCCAGUGCUUCAUCAGCUGGUGCACCAACUCACAACCACAAAGUCCCAGUCUUGAUCUCUCCCACUCUGAAGCACAGCCCAGCUGAUGUGCACCUUGUCGGGUUAGACUCUCAGGGGAAUCGCUUCAAACUGCUGUCCGAGCACCAAGCAGAACGGGACAGGCCGCGGCUCGUGAAACCUAAAUGCGCACCUCCUCCCCCUCCCACCCUGCGCAGCCUGCAACACUCAUACAGCGGCGAUGGCGAGGAGCAGGUAGUAGGAGCACCUGUGGAAGUAAAUGGAGACACAUUGAAAGGUCACAGGUCAGGGCGGACGACAGGGGGGGUGACGACGGGAAGACCAUCAGUGCCACCACCACAAGUGCCUCCCGCAUCCUCCUCCUUCUUACCCACGUCCUGCUCUGCUACAACAAACACAACUCCCACAAAAAUGGCCAAUGGAGCCACCACCACUGCCUCUUCCACACACACAGCGGGCUCCAAAGUGGCUCUGCGAAGGACCAGACAGCAGGCGGAGCGCGUGCCCCUGGAGCGGGUCAGCCGCGAGGCCCUACUGGAGUGUGCCGAGUGCCUGAGCAGCGUGCUACACGCAAGCUCAGAAAGCCCCGCCAGCAGCCAGGUGCUGGACGCCGGCCAUCAGCUGCUCGACUACUGCUCAGGUUACGUGGACUGCAUUCCUCAGAUGAGGAACAAAUUUGCCUUCCGAGAGGCGGUGGGGAAGCUGGAGCUCAGCCUUCAGGAAUUGAGGGCCUCGUCGUCUGGAGGCGGAGGGCUGAGCAGCAUGGGGUCCAACACUGUACUGGACAACCUGCACAGCUGUAUAAAAGAGAUUAGCGACGUAGUGCAGAGGUAGCCACUGUGACGCCAACUGUCACCUUCAACUACCCAACAGAUUGCUUUGGUUCCUUUUGUAUGUUUCCAGUUUUAUCAACAGAUUUUGGGGGAUGAAAUGAGAAGAAUCUCUUCCGUACCUCAGAGAAAUCACUACAAAAUGUAAUCUUUUCAUUGUUUACAGACAACCGUUUCAUAAAACGCCAGUGUGGACACUAAUUUUGCUCUGAUCUGUACAUAUUGAGAAAUGUUUAUUACCAAAUGUGGUUCUAUCGUCACCAUGAAAUGUUAAGACCCGCGUCUCUACCUGGCAAUGUGGAAGGCCUCUUUGUUAAAUUAAUGUCGAAUGUGUCAGCUUUGCGUAGCCAGUUCUGAGGGUUUAUAAAGUCGGAGCUCAUUUUGCUCAUCUGUCAGUCCGUCACAUAUCGAGGGAGGAACAUGCUAGCUAAUCCCAGAUUAUACUGAGAAAGAAUGCUUCACUGUUUUGACUGAAGCCUGGGCAGUGUUUCACAAGUGAGUGAUUUAUCAGGUCGAGGUAUUCAGAUCAAUGUCUAAGGAACUGAGCGACCAUAAGCCAUUUUUAAGCCAUUCAGCGUGGAGAUGAGUGAAAAUAACAUUGGUAUUAGGAUUCAGUAUGAUUCAAGGUUAUGGGGUCUCAACACUUUUUAAUUUUUGUGCAGAUGUUGUUUUUUCAUUCAGUAGAUUGUAACUUACAGUAUUUUUAGGCACAAGCUUAUAAAUUCAGCCAAACCUGCUUGUGUUGCGACAGAUUUAAGCCUCGUUUUUAAGAGUAACCUUUAGAGACUAAACAACUCUUCAGACACUGACAUUCCCAUGUCCACACAAGGUGAGACUGUUAAGAAGAGAACUAAUAAUGGGAUCAUUUACAUCAUUGAAAGUUGUGUAUGUUUAAAGCAUGUAAAUAUGAUCAAAUGAAAUGUUGACUCACAGUAAAACCAAAUACAGGCUAAUCAUUUUAAAAAGAUCAACAUAAUCUAUUUUGGUUUUUCCCACAUAGCUAAAGAACAGAAAUUGAAUGUGGGCUAUCUUAUCAUAUGCACAGCAUUUGUCUUAGCUACAGUGACAUAUUUGAUGUUCACAACCUGUCACAGUGCCACACAAAGGGGGGUGGGGGGACCCUAGUACCCCAGCCCCCUAAAGCAUUUCAAUAUUGGUGUCCAGUUGUCCUUGCACACUACAUUUCUUCCUUGUAUCAUGGAGUAUAAAAGAGCGAGGGGUGGGGGAGAGCACAGGGUAGCACAUGAGCAGGUGAACUGGGACAGUAUUUCUAUAAGUGUCCUUCUGAGUAUGGACAGUGCUGGAUUCCCUUUAGCCUUGUCAUGGCCUCAGUGCCUCAAAUACUUUAAUGUAUGAACUCUGCGUAAUGCAGAGACUUACUUUACAUGAAUCACACAGUACUGAUCUCUCAACAAACUGCAGUAUGUCUUCAGCACAUGAGCAAUUUGUACAUAAUUUGAUUCAAAGAAAAAAUGCUUUUUUAUAAUGUCUAUGUAUGAACUUGAAUUUUAAAUUAUUCCUGUUUUUUUAUUAAAAGCACAGACCUAUUUUGAGAGAAAGUUAUGUAAAUAUUUGAUUUAUUUCAUAUACAGGAAACAAACGAUUUAUGUGUGCUUUCAACAUAAAGAACAUUGUUUUUGACUGAAGAGAUGUAUUGCAAGACUGAGGCUCAUCCAACCAGAUCUGAAUAUCUGCUUUAUGAAUGUAUUAUUCUUCCGUUCUGUAUCGGUCGAAUGUUCAUCUGCAUGACUCGUUGAUAUCUUAUGGUGCCAUUAAUUUUAUUUUUUUAUUUAUUAGAAUAUUUUAUUGGCCCAAACUUUUUUAAUUUUGGUCACGUCAAUAUUUCAGUCUAGAACAGCUGCUCUGUUUUUUGAGCACCAGUAAACUGUGUACAGAGACACAUAUCACAGAUGAGAGGAUUUUCUUCACUUUGGCUCACACCUUUAUGUACACUGGAUAAGGCCUCAGACACAUCACUUCCUUUAAACAUGUAAUGACACUCAAUGUAAUCUGUAAACACUGCAGGUCCAUAACACUUUCAAAAUGCCUGUUAAUGACACUUGAUUGAUUACCAAGUAAACUUGUUUCCUUGUGAAUUUCAUGUCAUUAUAAGUUAUUGUGUGUCAAUAUAAAUGUCCAGUUUCUUGCCAAACAGUAACCUUUCAGAUUAAUUGACGACUAAUUUUAUUCACUGUGAGUUUCGAGUAACACAGACUGAAAAAUGCCAUCAUGCUUUUUGUGAUUCUUGGUGCCUUUUUGUGAAGAAAUCAUUUAUGUACAGAACACUUUCAUCCCAAAAAUUCACAGCUAUGGCAAAAUCUAUCAUAAUUGUUUUCUCAUUUCUCCAUGACAUCUUGAUAAGGGAGUCACUACAGCAUACAUUUCUUUGAUUUGGAUGUUGAAGGUCAGAUGCAAACUUGAAACCAAAAGGUGCACUUUGUCUAUUAUGAAUCUUACUUUAGAAACAAAGGCCAUACGUUAAAGGCCACAACACUGUUAGUUUAGCCACACCUGGUUAGAUGUCUUCUGUAACACGUCUUCUGUAACACGUCUUCUGCACUAAACACAAGCUGCUCUGUUGUCUCUCUUUUUUUUUUUUUUAACUUGCAAGGACGCCUCUCUAAAAUAAAUAUCAUAAAAAAUACCUAGCACCAGUCUGGCCUCUUUUCCUGGUAGGUUUCAGUUGCUUUGUCCUGCCACUCCCUGCAGCAGGUGUUCUAAAAAGCCUUAUCAGCGUGAAAGAAAAAGUGUCACCUCACAGAAUCAAACACAUUUCCAGUCCUGACUUUUCAAAAUAAAGUUGUAGACUUUAAAUAAUUUGAUAGCAAUGUUUUCCCACAUAUUCUCCCAUAUCAAUAUUUAUCCUGACCACAAAUUUCUGCUCAUUCUCAGUCUUCUACAUCAUCUGUCUUUAUGUUGCGUGCAUCUAUUCUGUAUAUCAGUUAAAUUUUUCCUCCAGUCUCCCUGUUUAGGAGAACAGCUCUGAAGAACUGUGUGUACACAUCAUUAUACCAAAGGCCACUUCUUCAGUUGUAUGAGUGCAAUGUAAACCAACGCAUACAGCAAUGAAAUAUGUGAAUCUAAACAGGGCAAAGAUGUUAACAUUAUCUUUUUUUAUUGUACAAAACAUAUAUUUUGUGUUGUUUCAGGUUUUUUUUAUUUAAAGUUCACGUUAUAUUACUGUGAAGUUUUGCUUAUCAGUGUUAAGCCUAUUGUAAAUAAUAAAGAUAUUGAUGAGUA